Molecule: messenger RNA, 5401 nt
Organism: Drosophila obscura
Lineage: Eukaryota; Metazoa; Arthropoda; Insecta; Diptera; Drosophilidae
Exons: 7
Coding region: 582-4319 (1245 amino acids)
Biological process (GO): protein phosphorylation; multicellular organism development; cell surface receptor protein tyrosine kinase signaling pathway
Cellular component (GO): axon; signaling receptor complex
Molecular function (GO): transmembrane receptor protein tyrosine kinase activity; ATP binding
Source: RefSeq, a predicted model, not a curated record
ACGCUUUGUCGGUCGUCAGUCGUCGGUGGUGGUGGUGGUUUUGGUCGUGGAUCGUUAGUCGGAUGAAUACAUUUUUAUGGUCAUUUGCCUUUUUCGGCGCAACAGGAUGGCACGGGACGCACCUUAAAAAUGCGCCAAAGUAUUCGAUGUGGCUUGGCUUAGUCUCUCUAACCUUUAAUUGGAAAAAUCCCAGGCAUAGCUGCCGCCUGACAUGGGACUCUAAAAUUGGCAACUCUCUAUGGGUCCGUGGAGUACGCAAAUAAUUAAGUUCGCCCUGGAGCCGUCGUACGUGGCUAAUUGCCAACAUCAUUGAAAAGAAACUAACAAAAACUCAAGACAAAUCCAACAAUAAAAACCGCGCUCAAAAUGUGUAAAUGUGUAACGUGUGGACGGCGCUCUUCCCCAAACAGCAAAAUUGUCAAUGGAAUUAACAAUUAAAUGAACAAAGUGACCAAGAAAGAAGAAAGAAGCAACAAAUAAAUAGCAAACAAUUUGCUGAGUGCACAAACAGGAGCAACAAGUACAGAGCUACAGCAAAAGUGAUAAGCCAUAGCUGAUCGGAUCUGAGAGAACUUUCAAAGAUGGCACUCAAAAGCUGGGCCACUAUUUUCUCUCUGCUGACAAGUGUCAUACUGCAGCGGCACAUAUGCUUGGCCAGCGAUGUUUACUUUCCCAGCACAUCCGUGAAAUUCAAUCUGCCCAUCAACGAGGAGUCGGAGAGCAUCUUCUCGAAGAUACCACUGGCCCAAUUCCAAGUGCUGCGCCUGGAGGAUAACCAACUGGCCAGCGACUACAUCUACAGCCUGGAGCAGAAUCCCUUGCUCCGCAUUAAUGCCAGCUCCGGCGAGGUCUACAUGCGCACCGACUAUCAGCUGCUGAAUUCGAGUGCCAAAUAUGUGGUGACGGCAUUUCCCAGGGAUCAACCCAGUGGCCAGCUCCUGCCCGUUUCGCACCUGACCAUGGAGGUGACGCCACAGGCGCUGGAGGAGUACUGCUCGGAGCUGGAGCACAUUUGCUUCUGGAGCAGCGCCCACUACAGCAUCUCCGAGUCGUCGCAGGGCCAGAGCAUGAGAACGUUCGAGCCCGUCCUGAUUGGUGCCCUCAACUCAAGGGCAGCCAAGUACCUGUGUCCGCACCGCACCCUGGAGUACUCGCUGACGGCGGGCACCUCCCACUUUGUACUCAAGCAGAAUCGUCUCUACACCAGGCACCCCCUCGACCACGAUGAACUGAAUGGCUUGAUGGCCCGUGCUGGCCAGCUGCAGGCAAGGAUCAGCUGCACCGUCAAGCUGUCGGCCCAGGAGCAGCGCAAAUUCUCGCGAAGCUUUGACAUCAAGCUACUGGAUCGCAACGACAAUGGACCGCAGCUGCAGGAGCGCGACUCUCAGUUUGACUUUUACCUGGAUCAGCCCUACUUCCAAGCGAACGAGGCGGUGGGCGAGAAAAUCAUCUACGUGGACAAGGACACGCUGGCGGCCAAUCAGAAUCUGGGCUAUGCCAUCCACAACGACACCAACGACUUCCUUCGGCCGGAUUGUCAUGCCUACGAGGCGGAUCACACGGGCAGACCGCACACCAUUGUCAGCUGCCAGCUCCGUUUUUCGCGUAGUGGAGUCCUGCGACAGACGCCCUACUGCUGCGUACUGGAGGCCAGAGAUGUGACCAUGAAAAUGCAGAAUGUUGCCAUGUCGGCCUCGGCUUACGUCUGUCUGCAUGUGGAUCUCACGCAACUGCACAACAGCGACCAGGAGCAUCCACAGGCACUGCCGUUGCGCGGCCGUCAGCAGCGCAUCUUCGAGAGCGCCGGCGACACGUUGCACACGGAUGGAUUCGGUCGAGCCCAUGGCCUUGUGAGCGUGGACUACGAGAAGGAUGUGUUUGUGUAUCGAUCGGCGGCCUCCUUCUACAGGGUGACGCAGCCGGAGAGCUUCCUGGAGCUGAUGCGGGCGCGCACCGUUCGCUUUGACAUUGUCGAGGAUCGGAGCGGUGCCUUUGGCAUCACCCUCAUGUCGGGUAUUGUCUAUGUGAAGCAUCCCCCAGCUCUCGAGCAGGCGCCAGAGACGAUAUAUUUUGUGAAUGUGACGUGGCUGGACCAGGAGCGCCUCUCGCAUGCCUUUGUAAUCAACGUGCAUCUGGUGGAGGGCAGACCAGAGAAUGCCAGCUGCGAGCUGAAGAUCAAGUCGCGUUCGCAAACCUGUGCCCAGGUCAAAUACCAGUCGCAGUGCACCAAGUUCUGCGGCCUGGCCACCAAUGGGGGAGCGUGCAUGUGGCGCGGCACCAGCUCGGCCAUGUUUGGUCGCAACUACGGAUCCUGUGUGCCCCAGGCUCGCUACUGCCCCGAUCAUGUGUGCGAUCCGCUGGAGGAACUCAAUCCGUAUGCCUGUCCGCAGGACUGCACGCCGGCCGCCAGGAUCGUGGGGCCACACACCAGCAAUGAGAACAGGCGGGGCAUCCUCAGUGGCUCGGGUACGUGCAUCUGCGAGGACAACGGCAAGUGCUCCUGUGCCCCGUUGGAUGAGGAGCCCAAGGCGAAGCGUCCGCGCAAGCGGAAGAACGAGACAGACACGGAGCUGACGGCACCCACGGUGGCUGCCACGCCCCUGCAGGAGCGGGAUAAAGAUGCCCUGCAGGACCCCCUUCUCUUGGGGGUGCUUAAUGUGGCUGGGUUCGAAUGCAAUCGAUCCUGCAUGCUGAUCGUCAUCAGUUGCCCGCUGCUGUUUGUACUCCUGCUGCUGUGCCUGCUCCUCACCCAGCGGAAGAUGCUGCACCGUCACCUGGGCAAGCAAUCGAUGACCCCAUCCUCCAAACAGGGCCUGCCCGAGUCCGCCGACGGCGACCUGCCACUGAUGCCGCUGCAGAGCGGCUUCAAGUUCGAGAGCGCCGACACCAAGUGGGAGUUCCCGCGCGGACAACUCGAACUGGACACCGUCCUGGGCGAGGGUGAGUUCGGGCAGGUACUCAAGGGAUAUGCCACAGAGAUUGCCGGUCUCCCGGGCGUCACCACGGUGGCCGUCAAGAUGCUCAAGAAGGGCGCCAAUUCGGUGGAGUACAUGGCUCUGAUUUCGGAGUUUCAGCUGCUGCAGGAGGUAUCGCAUCCCAAUGUCAUCAAGCUACUGGGUGCCUGCACCCAGUCCUCGGAGGCACCGCUUCUGAUCAUCGAGUACGCUCGCCAUGGCUCGCUACGGAGCUAUCUCCGUCUCAGCCGGAAGAUCGAGUGCGCUGGUGUGGAUUUCAGCGAUGGCGUGGAACCGGUCAAUGUCAAAAUGGUGCUCACCUUUGCCUGGCAGAUCUGCAAAGGGAUGGCAUAUCUGACAGAACUCAAGCUGGUUCAUCGUGAUUUGGCGGCACGAAAUGUCCUACUGGCCGAUGGCAAGAUCUGCAAAAUCUCGGAUUUCGGACUGACUCGAGAUGUAUACGAAGAUGAUGCCUAUUUGAAGCGAUCCCGAGAUCGAGUGCCCGUCAAGUGGAUGGCACCCGAGUCUCUGGCAGAUCAUGUGUACACCACCAAAUCGGAUGUGUGGGCCUUUGGCGUACUCUGCUGGGAGUUGAUCACGUUGGGUGCCUCUCCGUACCCGGGCAUAGCUCCACAGAAUCUCUGGUCUCUGCUGAAGACAGGCUAUCGCAUGGAACGGCCUGAUAACUGCUCUGAGGAUGUGUACUCCAUUUUGCGCACCUGCUGGACGGAUGAGGCGAAUGCACGGCCCUCGUUCAAAUUCCUGGCAGCCGAAUUCGAGAAAUUGCUGGGCAACAAUGCCAAAUAUAUAGAGAUGGAAACCAAUGCCGUAUCCAAUCCGAUGUACUGCGGCGACGAGGCAGCCCUGAUGCCUGAGGACUGCCCGGGCGAACCAGACUCCCUGCAGCAUCUGUGGUCGCCGCCAAAGAUUACCUACGAUGUCCAGGAUCUGGCCAACAGUCGCGACCAGUCCGUGAUCGAGAUGCAGGCGGCAGCCGCGCCACCACCCGGCUAUGAUCUACCGCGUCCCCUGAUCGACACCAGCACCACCGAGCAGGUGCUGCGGUAUGAGAACGAUCUACGUUUUCCGCUCAACAUACGCAAAUCCAGCUGUGCACCGAGCUACAGCAACAUGACAAGCGGCGGCUCGCCAGCCACCGCACUGCCACACUACGCGGUGCCCGUGAAGAGGGGACGAUCGUAUCUGGACAUGACCAACCAUAGCCUCAUACCUGACAAUCUGGACAACCGAGACUUUGAGAAGCAUCUCUCCAAGACGAUUUCAUUCCGUUUCUCCAGCUUGCUAAAUCUCAAAGAGUGUGUGGAGACGCCCGCCCAAGGACAGCAGGCCGAGGAUGCCGUCUAGAAGGGGUCUGAUCUUCCCCUAUCCGUAUCUGUGUAUAUUUUCACAUUCCCAUGAGUUCUGAAUAUGUUUCUUGUCUUGUCUGCGCCUGUCUCUCAGUUCAAAUUGUUUGUUAAAUAGUUUUAGUUUUACUUUUAGUCGCGUAGCUUUAUUCUGAUGCCAAAAAAAAAACAACAAUUGAACAGGAAUCGAAUUCGUUUUCGAAUACUCCCAAAUGCAUUUAAAGGAGCAGCCUAAGAUGGCUUAAUUCUAUUGAAAUUAAGGGUAAAAAGAACCCUCUGUCCUGUCUUGAACAAACACACAAAAUAUCAUUUAAUCUCUGCCUAAACUAUGCCAAUGAAAUCUACAUACGCUUCUUGCUGCAAACCAAAAAAGCGCUCGAUUAGUUGUAAGAUAAUAUUUUAAUCCAUUUUGUACAAACUCUAUAAUAGCUUAAGAUUAUAUUUAUUCUGGGAGUGAUACAAAAGUGUCUUCGAAAUGAAAGAUUAUUCAAAAGACAAGAGAAGGAAAGUUUCUUCAUAUAAAAUUUCUUUAAGGCAAUGGUGAGCACGUCCUUGCUUCGCGAUGCACAAGCGAAAAGCGCAAAAGAGAAUGCUUGAGAAUGGAAAAAAAUACACAAAGGGAGCUUAAGGACUCUUUUUAUUUUGCAAUGCUGUUGGACUGCUCUCAAAUUUAUAACCGCUGUGUACAGGUGUGUAAGGUGUGUACACUUUUUCUAACAUAAGCUAUGACAUCUGAUAAGUUCCAGGGUCAAGUUAUUCAAAGAGUUUUCCAAUUGAAGCCGAAGCACAGCUUAUGAAGGGGGGUCUUAGCCAUCGAGUCAUAAUAUUAAAAAAAACAUUAUAUUUAUUUAAGUCACUUACAAAUCAUAGAACCAUACCAUUAAUGACAAUUAUGGGUACGCCUGGUACUGCUAGAGAAUGCCCAAAUAUUCCCGCACCUCCCCAAACAAAUCUCACACAUUCGCAUUUAAAUAUUUAGGUAUUGGAACAUUUGUACUUAUUUAUCUACGAAUCAUUUAAGCCGUUCAUUUUUGUAACUAGUGGGACUGUAAAUAAUUAUAAUAAAAAUCUUAACUAAUAUUU